CAACAGCAUGGAAUAGAAACAAGUCCGAACCUUCGAGUGGCACCAACACCACGGGUGCUGAGGCCUGAGGCUUAUCUCCUGGUGGUACUAGUAGGAACCGAGUAAGGGGUCAAGGAAUGCAACGGCCAGCACCCGGCACGGUUAUAAUGUUGGACUGCAUCACUGAUGACGAUGUGGGGCGAAAGCUCCGCGUUGCAGGACGGAUGCUCAUGUACGACCCUUCCACUGCACUUGUACUCCUCUCACUUUCCUCCCAUGGACUUCUGGUAGACGCUUCUCUUGUAAUCGAUCCGGAUGCGGUGCUUUCUACAGUAAAAUGGGGCGGGACACUCGAUCCAAAUGUGGACUACAACUGGAUACACGAACGUAAAGCAUGGGUGUGGGUUUUGGGAUGGUUGGAGAGGUCCGAGCAGGACCUCCCAAUACCGGAACUCCCACCCUACACAUCACCACCAGACGUUGACCCGUCGAUUGUUCUUAAAGCGCUGAACAUCACUCCUGCGCGAGAUCUGGACGUUGUCGGCCUACGUUCGGCACUUGCGGCGAUGGGAGAGUUUCUACCUACGACGUAUCCAGUAUGAUAGGCGUCGAGUCAUGUCGCUGAUGUCGCGAUGUGAGUGAUUGCUGAUGUAUAU
This is a messenger RNA of Suillus discolor, 635 nucleotides long. RefSeq lists its product as uncharacterized. The coding region runs from base 117 to 581 and encodes 154 amino acids. NCBI's taxonomy places the organism in Eukaryota, Fungi, Basidiomycota, Agaricomycetes, Boletales, Suillaceae. The record is from RefSeq and is a predicted model, not a curated record. The transcript is spliced from 3 exons.